Cucurbita maxima (winter squash) is the source of this 1106-nucleotide messenger RNA. Its product is annotated as GDSL esterase/lipase EXL3-like. Gene Ontology annotation, cellular component: extracellular region. Lineage: Eukaryota; Viridiplantae; Streptophyta; Magnoliopsida; Cucurbitales; Cucurbitaceae. Bases 28 to 1098 code for a protein of 356 amino acids. The transcript has 4 exons. The record is from RefSeq and is a predicted model, not a curated record. Gene Ontology annotation, molecular function: hydrolase activity, acting on ester bonds.
CUCCAACCAGUCAUCCAUUUGACAAGAAUGAAAAUUCCUAAUUACUUGGAGAUAUUUUUGUUCGUUUGCCACAUCAUCGUUGUCGCUGAUUCUAACUUAGUGUCGAAAAAAGUAGAAGUUUCGGCAAUACUUGUGUUCGGAGAUUCUAUCAUGGAUCCAGGCAACAAUAACUACAUCAAAACAUUGGUCAAAUGUGACUUUGCACCUUAUGGAAGGGAUUUCACUGGCGGAAUACCGACCGGACGGUUUAGCAACGGAAAAAUUCCUUCUGAUUUUAUAGCGGAAGAGCUUGGUGUGAAGGAGUUGUUGCCGGCAUAUCUUGAUCCAAAUUUGACAAUUGAGGAGCUUCUCACGGGCGUUAGUUUUGCUUCUGGAGCUUCCGGAUAUGACCCUCUCACGUCCAAGAUAGCGUCGGUGUUGUCGCUAGACGAUCAACUGGAGAUGUUCAAAGACUACAUAAAGAAGAUAAAAGCGGCGGUCGGAGAAGAAAAGGCGACGGCCAUCCUAUCCAAAAGCGUAAUAAUAGUCUGCACCGGCAGCGACGACAUUGCAAACACCUAUUUCAUCACUCCGUUCCGACGAUUCCACUACGACAUCCCAUCAUACACCGAUCUCAUGCUCCGAUCAGCUUCCAAUUUCUUGCACCAGCUUUACGCACUCGGAGGAAGAAGGAUCGGCGUUCUCAGCUUGCCGGCAAUUGGCUGCGUUCCGUCCAAGAGAACCCUAAACGGCGGCAUCGCCCGAAGCUGUUCGGAAGCUGCCAAUGGAGCGGCGGCGCUUUUCAAUUCGAAGCUAUCGUCGUUGAUUACGUCGCUCGGAAAUCAAUAUUCGGAUUCCAAGAUUGCUUAUUUCGAUGUCUACAAUCCGCUUCUUGCUCUCAUUCAAAAUCCUGCCCAAUAUGGGUUCGAAGAGGCGAAGAAAGGGUGUUGUGGCACAGGAAAUAUAGAGGUCAGCGUUCUAUGCAACCCUUCAUCCAUACCAUUAUCGUGCCCCGAUGCGGAUAAGUACAUCUUCUGGGAUAGCUACCACCCUUCCACCAAAGCCUACAAAAUUCUCACUCGUCAACUCGUAAAGGAUGCCCUAUCCAAGCUCUCCUAGUCCAAAAA